Labeo rohita (rohu) is the source of this 1207-nucleotide messenger RNA. RefSeq lists its product as uncharacterized. The record is from RefSeq and is a predicted model, not a curated record. Lineage: Eukaryota; Metazoa; Chordata; Actinopteri; Cypriniformes; Cyprinidae. Bases 1 to 1206 code for a protein of 401 amino acids. The transcript has 6 exons.
AUGGCUGACAGCAAAGAGCUUCUCACCAAGGAUUCUGUAAGCAGUCCAGAGUUCAUCCAGCAGCUUCUUCCAUCUGCGGAGCGAACGGCUCUUCUCUAUCAUCUGUCGUACCUGUGUCUGGGAAACUUCCCAAAGCUAGAGCGUCUGAUCAGAAAACGAGCUCUGGAAACACAACUGCUGUUUGGAUCCUCUGAAGCUGUUCUGAUGAAGUGUGCAGGAACCAGUGAAAACUUAGUUAAAUCACUGCUGCCCUUUCUGAAAGUGGCUGUGGAGAAGAACAAACCACAGUACAAUGAACAUAAUGGUGAUGUAGCCAAAUCAACCAGUGACAUCUCUACUGAAAAGGAUGAGACAGAGAAGCAGCAGCAGCAACAAACCAGUGAGAUGAAGGCACUUCAGAAGACUGUGGAAGGCCUGAAAGUAAACCUUCAGAACAUUAACAAAAAGGUAGAGGAUUAUGAGAAGAAGAUUGAGGAAAAAAAUGCAGAGAUGCAAAAAUUUAUCAGCAAGAUCACCAGCACCAAUGAUGAACAGACAACACAAACACCUACAGGGACGUCCACGAUUGGAUCAAAAGUGUCCUUAUUUUCAAGGAUCGUACCAUUUAUGGAAAGCGUUAUUGAUUACAUUUGGAAAAUGAUAACAUCCCCUUCAGACCAAAAAGUAAUUGAAGCUUUUAAUGCUGCAAUAUCUGCACUCACCACAGAACAGAACCGUUUGAAAGAACAAGAGUGGAAAAUCCAAAAUGAGCUGAUGGACAAGCAGCUGCGGCUGGCCAAAUUAAAAAUCGAAAAUGGUGAGAUUUCUGGUCAGAUUUGUCACUUUGAUGAGGUCCAGACAUGCUUGUCCCAAAUUCAGCAAAUUCUGGUUCAGCUCCAGGUGUUCUGGGAGAAAGUGGGUUCCAAGCUGAAAAAGAUGAAGGAAAGGACCUUCGCUGGAGAGGACUGUCUUGAUGAGCUUGAUGAUAUGAAGGAAUGCUUCCUGGACUCCAUUGAUCAAGCUAAAGAGCAAUGGACACACUUUGGCAUCAGCUGCAUGAAGGCCAACCAGAUCUUCAGCGUUCAGUCGAGUCAGGCCUACAGGUUCCUUGAGAUCAGUCCUUCAUCUCUGUCCAAAGAAGAGUGGCAGAAAGAGUACAAGAGUGUGAAGGAGAAACUAGAGAAGAUCGGACCAAACACUGUGAAUCAUAAAGCCAUCACACAGUGAG